CACUGCUUUCGAGUUUCGAAUAAAUUCAGUCUUACUAUAAGAUUCAAAAUAUCCUAGUAUCUAGUCGCUUAUCCAUUGGAAUAAGGAAUUGCAAAGGUUUUUUAUUUUUGUAUUCUACGUAAUUACGUAUGCUGUUACGUACAUUCUAAAAAUAAUAUUAGAUAUAUCGUUUAACUAAUUUUAGAACAGCAGGUACAGAAAAUGUUUUAACGUACAAACUUCGUAACUUUUAACAUUUCGAGCGAGUAGUUGUACUGCUUAGUGCUUGACUAGUCUAUCGUCUCGUCUCGUCCUACCUCAAAUAGAGAAGUAAAUUAUGACUGAACAAACAAUAAAUACAUUCAAAAACACAGAUAGUUCAGUUAAAGUGGGAGAUUUAAUUUUAUCAGAAGAACCUUUCGCUUACACACUUUCCUCAAAAGAAAAUGGAAAUAGAUGUGACUAUUGUCUCCAAAAGUGCAACGUUCGGAAGUGUUCAGGUUGUCAGUUUGUACAUUAUUGUGGGAAAAGUUGCCAAAGAGCAGCAUGGGAUGAUCAUAAGUGGGAGUGUGCUAAAUUAAAAAAAGUAGCACCAAAAGUAAUUCCUGAUGCAGCCAGAUUGCUUGUUAAAAUAAUAAAUAGACUAAAACGAGGAGAUGGAACCUCAUACAAAGUAUUUUAUACACGGACAUCAUUCAGAAUGUGGAAGGACCUUAUGUCACAUUAUUCGGACUUGAAAAAAGACAAGGGACGUAUGGAGCAUUUCACAUCACUUUGCGGUGUACUUUAUGAUUUCUUGAACGAUAUGUCUUUACCUAACACAGUGGAUCUCUUGGGACUAUACGGCAGAAUGGUAAUAAACAGCUUCACAAUAUUAGACAUGGACAUGAACUCCAUUGGAUCUGGUGUUUACAUAGCUGCUUCAAUAAUAGACCAUAGUUGUAAUCCGAACGCAGUCGCCAUUUUUGAUGGAAGGAAGAUUAUCGUUAGGGCUAUUGUGGAUAUGCCCAAGUUUGAUUGGAAAAAGGUCAGGAUAGCGUAUAUAGAUCUGAUGAAGACACCAUUUGAACGACAGAAAGAGCUCUUACAGACAUACUACUUUCUUUGUCAAUGUGAAAAGUGUUUGAAUAUCGAGCAGUUAAAAUAUGUUCACGCAGCAAAAUGUUUGAAUAAAGGAUGUGAUAAUCCCGUUAAUUUACAUUGGCAGGAAAACUGUAAAUUAGUCAUCGUUGAAAAGUGUGAGAAAAUCAAAAGAAUUCACGAAAGUAUUCUAAAUGGUGAAAAUAACUAUGACGAAGGGCUUGAAGAUUGCAAUGGUGAUUUACAAAAUGGCGAUGACAAUACCAUUGAUGGUGUUGCCAGUAACAUUGAAAAUUGUGUUAGCAAAAGUGUCGGUGAAAUUACAAAUUGUGAUGACGAAAACGUAAAUGAAAAUGUGGUGUGUUCGAAAUGUGGUACAAAAUAUCCAGAUGAAAGUAUAGAAGUUUUUAAAGAAGCAAUGAGUUACUCAGAAAAGGCUUUGUUUGAUAUGAAGAAGACAAGCAUGGCUUACGUGGAAGUAUGUAAAUGCUGCAUUCAGAAACAAAACGGAGUGUUACAUCCAUUGAAUAUUUUUUACGCUCAAAUAUUAGAGCAAUCGUUCGAAGCGUUCAUAAACGUACAAUUGUGGCAGAAGGCGUGCGUAUACGCAGAGGCGUUGUUGCCAUGUUUUAGGUUUUAUUAUGGACCCCUUCAUCCUCUUCUGGGUCUGCUACACUUAAGAUAUGGAAAGAUUCUGCUUUACAAACUGGACUUAAAAAAAGCUUUACAACAAUUAAAAAGCGCAGAAAAAAUAUUGAAAAUCACACAUGGGGAAACACACCCAUUUUACAAAGAGCAGUUACUGCCGCUGUUACACCAAGCUUUUGUAGAAAGUCCAUAGUGUAAAAUUAUAUAUUUUUUGCAUUUAGCUGACUAGAAUUAUUUUAAGCUUCUUCAAAUAUAUCAUCUUCCUUACUGGAAGCAGAAGAAACCAUAUCCAAUUAGAGAUAUUUUUUUCCAACCUUUAAGUAUUUUGUUUCUUAGUUAUUAUUUUUCUUGUUUAUGAGAAAAGAUUUUUUGAAACUAAUCCUAUUACUUCUAAGUUAAAUUAAAGAAGCCAAGUAUUUGUUAUUAUAUAUUUUAUAGUUUUAUCUUUAACCAUAAAGAUUGUCACACUAUGUACUAAUCCAUAUAAUGCUUAGUACACAGUGGUCAUUUAUGAAGUUGAAGUUGAUUUAGUUAUAAAAUUUGAGGCUGUGUGUAAUAAACUACAUAUUAUAAUAGAAC
This is a messenger RNA of Pieris rapae (cabbage white), 2286 nucleotides long. It is a transcript of the gene Smyd3, whose product is annotated as histone-lysine N-methyltransferase SMYD3. Gene Ontology annotation, cellular component: nucleus. The transcript has 9 exons. Bases 317 to 1900 code for a protein of 527 amino acids. Gene Ontology annotation, molecular function: protein binding. The record is from RefSeq and is a predicted model, not a curated record. Lineage: Eukaryota; Metazoa; Arthropoda; Insecta; Lepidoptera; Pieridae.